AUGGCGGAAGAGCCGACAGAACAUAUCGCAGAUGACCUGCUCGAAAGAGCGCACCCCGAAGACACGGCCAACACGAUCUUCCGCGAAAAAGUCAAGCUACGACCACUCCUCUUGCGACCUACCUCUCCGGAUCCGAAAUUGAACGCCCGCUCCAAGCGCCAGUACGAGCGACUGCAAAAGGAGAAAGCAAACCGAAAGUCCAAGAAACCGAAACCGCUUUCGGCAAAGCAGAAGAGAGCGCUGUGCGUACACGAAAUCCCCAAGGAGCAGAGGAAAUACGCAAUCUACGAGCCUCUCCACAGACUCUGGUGCGGAUACAUGCGUGAGAUCCUAGGCUUGAAUGACGAAAAGACAUAUGUGGAUGCCAACAGCGCCGGACAAUUCCUUGCCUCCGCAGACUACCAUGGGGCCAAAAUGGAAGUGGUGAGGAGUCGGUGUGGGAGUCGAGUUGGGUUGAAAGGGAUUGUGGUUAAGGAUACGAAAUUUACGUUUGAGAUUGUUACGGUCAAGGAUGAGUUGAAGAUUGUGCCGAAGGAGCAUACAAUAUUUCGGUUUGAGGUGCCCUUCGAGAACGAUGGUGGUGGUGAUGGUAGUGGUGUUGAGAGGAGGCCGUUGGUGUUCGAGAUUUUGGGGAGCCAAUUUGAGCUGAGGCCGGCUGAUCGGGCGAAUAAGAAGUUCAAGAUGCAUAUUGACCCAGAAAUAUGA
This is a messenger RNA of Lecanosticta acicola, 705 nucleotides long. Lineage: Eukaryota; Fungi; Ascomycota; Dothideomycetes; Mycosphaerellales; Mycosphaerellaceae. The record is from the annotation of a GenBank genome assembly.